AUGUCACUCUUCAAGAGAAUUACAAAUUUGUUUGCUCCAAGUCAACAAUCCAAUUUAAUUGAAUGUAAUGGUUAUUUUUAUCACUUUUAUAAAGGACAAUGGGUUUGUUUAUUUAAUGAUUGUGAAUUAGUUAUUCAUAAAUUUGAAAAUUAUAAAUACCAAAUUCAAGUUACAAGAAUUGUAGAUCAAGAACAAGAAAAUGAAAGAAGAAAACAAAGGGAAGCAGAAGGUUUAGAAGAUGAAGAGGAAGAAGAGAAUCUUGUAAAUUAUUUUGAAUUUCCAGUUACAAAUGGAUUAGAAUUAUAUAAUGAAAUUGGACCAUUAGGUAAUUUCUCAUUAAGUUGGAAAGGUACAAAUACAAGAUUCUUAUUCGAAUUUGAUAGUAAUAAUAAUAAUAACAAUAAUAACAAUAAUAAUAAUGAAAGUAUUGAAACAACAGGAAAUCAAUUAAAGAGAAUAUUAUGUCAAUGUAUUUAUGAAUCAAUGUAUUUAACACCAUAUACAAAUGGAUCAGAUAAUGAAAUUGAUAAUAAUUGUAGAGAAUUUCAAACAAUUGUUAGAGCACCAUUAACAACUAAUGUCAAAACUAUACAAGCUGAAAAAGUUACACUACCACAACAAUCACAACAAGAGGUGAUUGAAGAGGAUGUAAAACCUUCAAAUUUAUAUCUACCAAAAGAUUUAUUAAAAGAGGAGAAAAAAAAAGUAUUAAAUAGUAGUAGUGGUUCAACAACAGUUUCAUCAUCAUCAUCAUCAUCAUCAAAUUCAUUUAUCAAAAAAUUAGCACCAAUCACUGGUGAAGAAUUAUUUAGAUGUCCAGUAUCAUUAUACCUUGAAACUAAUAGUCAAUUCAAUUUAAAAGAUCCACAAGUCAUUGUAUUAUUAAAUAAAACUAAACCAUUAGAAUAUACUUUUUAUAUAACAAAAGAAGAUAAUGUUCCAAUAUUCUCACAAUUAAUUGAUUCAAAUAUGUUUCCACAAUUUUUUAAUGAACAAAUUUCAUUUAUUUGGUUUAAUGCAUUAGAUGAACAACCAUGUAGAUGGAGUAUAAAAUUUUCAAUUGCUGAAGAAUAUGAAGAAUUUAGAAGUAAAUUUACAGUACUUCAUUAUGAAGUUGUUAAUCAAGCUAAAUUUAAGGGUAAAAAAGAUGAUAUCGAAUAUAUGGCAAACAUUUUAACCGAAGAUCAUAAAGAUGAUGAAAUAGUUUUCGAUACUGAUGAUGGUUUUAAUGCUCAUGAUUUAGAAGAUUUCGAUAAUUUAGAUAUUAAUGAAUCAAAUUCUGUUGCUGAUUUAUUAUCUGAACAUCAAAAUUCUGACCAAGAACUUGACCAAGAAUCAGAUGAUGAUGAAGAAGAUGAAGAAGAUGAAGAAGAAUCAGGUGAGGAGGAAGAAGAAUCAGGUGAAGAGGAAGAAGAAGAAUCAAGUGAAGAGGAACAAGUUAAACAACCUGUUAAAAAACCAAUUAAACAAGAACCAAAAGAAGAGUCUGAGGAGGAAGAAUCUGAAGAGGAAGAAGAAGAAUCUGAAGAAGAAGAAGAGGAGUCCGAGGGUGAAGAGUCUGAGGAGGAGGAAGAAGAAUCUGAAGAAGAGAAAGAUAAUGGAAGAAAAGUAUUCAGAGUACCAUUAAGAAAACCAACUACUGAAUCAGAAGAGUCUGAUGAAGAUGAGGAUGAAGAAGAAUCUGAUGAAGAUGAAGAUGAAGAAUCAGAUUCUGAAGAAAAUUUAAGUGAAGAUAAAAAACAAAUUUCAAAAGAUUUUAGUAAAUCAAAAAAUAGCUCAUUAAUUGUUGGUUAUAAAGAUAAAUCAUAUGUUGUUAGAGGUUCAACAAUUGGUGUUUUCAAUACAGAUGAUGAUGGAAUUAAAUUUAAUACUGCAAUUACAAAUAUUAAACAAAAGGAUGGUAAAAACUUUUCACCAAAGAAAAUGAUGCUUCAACAACAAGAUCAAACUUUGUUAAUGUUAAAUCCUGAAAAGAAAUCAAAUGUAUAUAAAAUGGAUUUGAAUAGACCUGACAUUGUAGAGGAGUGGGAUAUGAAUUGGAGAAAUCAACCAACCCUAACCAAUUCAGUGGUUUCUCAAUACAAAAAUGAUGAUGAAACUAACAAUCAAUUGUUUGUAGGCUACAAUGGUAAUAAUAUGUUUUUAGUGGAUCCACGUGAAUCAAAGAAUAAAGUUACCGUUAAAUUUCAUGGUGGUUCAAAUCCAAAAUCUGUAACUACAUGUGCUGCCACCACUGGUAGUGGUCAAAUUGCUUUUGGUACGUCUAAAGGUGAAAUCAAACUUUUCAGCAAAACUCAAUUCGAUCAAAAUAAACGUUCCGUCACCUCUUCCGACCCUUUGGGUGCUAUUGCUCGUUCACGUACUACCCUACCGGGUAUUGGUGAUCCAAUCGUUGGUAUCGAUGUCACCAAAGAUGGUAAAUGGAUCGUUGCAACCUGUAAACAAUAUAUCAUGGUCAUACCAGCUUCACUCAAAGAUGGUAGUAGUGGUUUUGAAGAUCGUUUGGGUGCUCGUCGUCCUUCACCAAAACGUUUAAUUUUAAAACCUCAAGAUAUUAAACGUAUGGGUGGUGUCGUCAAUUUCACACCAGCCAAAUUCAAUAUCGUUGGUGAUGAACAAUCUGAAACCUCCAUUCUCACAAGCACCGGCAGUUUCCUUAUCACUUGGAAUUUUAGAAAAAUUAAACAAAACAUUUUGGACGUUUAUCAAAUUAAACAAUUCCAAGAUGGUGUUGUAGCUGAACAAUUUAAAUCAAAUAGAGAUAAUUCAAUAGUUGUUACUUUCCCUGAUAAUGUAAUUUUAUCAAAAAAGAAAUAA
Messenger RNA from Dictyostelium discoideum AX4, 2817 nucleotides. Its product is annotated as WD40-like domain-containing protein. NCBI's taxonomy places the organism in Eukaryota, Evosea, Eumycetozoa, Dictyosteliales, Dictyosteliaceae. Bases 1 to 2817 code for a protein of 938 amino acids. The record is from RefSeq and is a predicted model, not a curated record. The transcript is spliced from 3 exons.